This is a messenger RNA of Suncus etruscus (white-toothed pygmy shrew), 1128 nucleotides long. RefSeq names its product alcohol dehydrogenase 1-like. Gene Ontology annotation, cellular component: cytosol. The transcript has 9 exons. The record is from RefSeq and is a predicted model, not a curated record. Gene Ontology annotation, molecular function: all-trans-retinol dehydrogenase (NAD+) activity; zinc ion binding. Gene Ontology annotation, biological process: retinoic acid metabolic process; retinol metabolic process. Lineage: Eukaryota; Metazoa; Chordata; Mammalia; Eulipotyphla; Soricidae. The coding region runs from base 1 to 1128 and encodes 375 amino acids.
AUGGACACUCUGGGUAAAAUAAUCACAUGCCGGGCAGCCAUUGCCUGGGCCACAAAUUCUCCUCUGACAAUUGAGGAUGUGCAAGUUGAGUUCCCAAAGGCUGGAGAAGUUCGAAUUAAGAUUAUAUCAUCAGGGAUCUGUGGUUCUGAUCACCAUGUACUCACAGGAUCAUGUCCAAUGAACUUCCCUCUAAUCCCAGGUCAUGAAGGAGCUGGAAUUGUGGAGAGUAUCGGUGAAGGUGUUACCUCAGUGAAACCAGGAGAUAAGGUCCUCACACUCAUUGUGCCACAAUGUAGAGAAUGCAGCUCCUGCUUGUAUCCCAAAGGAAACUUCUGCGAGAAGCAAGAUAUUCUGCCUUCUUCUGGACUGAUGCUAGACGGAACUAGCAGAUUUACCUGCAAAGGAAAGAAGAUUUACCACUCUUUCCGAACAAGCACGUUCACUGAAUACACAGUUGUGCCUGAGAUUGCAGUGGCAAAAAUCGAUGCUGCUGCCCACAUGGAUAAAGUCUGCAUCCUAAGCUGUGAGGUGCCAACAGGCUAUGGGGCUGUUGUCAACUCAGCUAAGGUCACCCAAGGUUCCACAUGUGUGAUUUUUGGACUUGGUGGAAUUGGCUGUGCCGUUAUCAUAGGAUGCAAGGCCUCUGGUGCUUCCAGGAUCAUCGGAGUGGACAUCAAUGAGGAGAAGUUCCCCAGGGCAAAAGCACUAGGGGUCACUGAUUGUCUCAACCCCAAGAACCUCAAGAAACCUGUCCAGCAGGUGGUGAUGGAAAUGACAGGCGUUGGUGUAGACUUUGCGUUUGAGGCCAUCGGACUAACUGAUACCAUGCUUGCUGCAUGGGAAUCCUGUCACCUGAGCCAUGGUGUCUGCUCAAUCAUUGGAAUGGCACCACCAGACUUACAACUCUCUCUGGAUGCAACAAAGCUGCUUACUGGACGGAUGCUGAAGGGUGUAUGUUUAGGAGAUUAUAAAACCAGAGACUGUAUUCCCCAACUGGUGACUGAUUAUAUGAAAAAUAAAAUCAAUGUAAAUCCUCUAAUAACUCAUCAACUGCCUUUUGACCAACUCCAGGAAGCUCUCAAAUUGUAUGAGACUGGAAAAGUCAUUCGUUGUGUACUGCUGUUCUAA